This is a messenger RNA of Osmia bicornis bicornis, 8638 nucleotides long. RefSeq lists its product as uncharacterized. NCBI's taxonomy places the organism in Eukaryota, Metazoa, Arthropoda, Insecta, Hymenoptera, Megachilidae. The record is from RefSeq and is a predicted model, not a curated record. Gene Ontology annotation, biological process: protein deubiquitination. The transcript has 9 exons. Bases 1669 to 7422 code for a protein of 1917 amino acids. Gene Ontology annotation, molecular function: cysteine-type deubiquitinase activity.
GUGCCGCGUGCAGGUAGUCUCGUGUUCGUUCUCCCCACAUUUCUACGACGCGAUCGAACCUUUUCCCUGCUCGAAAACGAUCCCUCCUAAAACCACCCCCACAAUACCAACCACCGUCCCUCGUUCUAUUCCACGAAUCGAUUAAAAGAGGGUCGAAAAGCAGUUAUUUUAUUAAUUCGCGACAGUCGAUCCCUGGUGGACGGUAAAAGUGGAGCGUCGAUGAAGUUCACGGUGUCUCUGCUGGCUUCGCGGACAUGCAACAGAAUUAUUAUAAAUAUCUCUUAAAACAAAGUGGAAAAUCAUCAUCGACUGUAAUUAAAUCCCACGUUCUCUGGAAAGGGAUCGAAAUUGAACCAGUGAUUUAUCGUGAAAAAUCGUUCAGUGAAUCCAGUGAACCUACGCCAGAACUAUAUCGGAAGUAGCUGAUGAUUCCAACUGAAUUAACCGUGAAAAAUCGUGAAUUCCAAGUGGUAUCGGCGAGAAUUGAAAGAAAACUGUGUCAGUUCGAGGAGCGAACCACGUGGCACAGCGAAGUGGAACGAAAGAUGCAACGGGUCGUUGAAGCCCGGAAGAAAGGAUUCGAACUCAUUCAGAAAACUGAAUCCUUCGGUCACGCUUCUAGGAAUCAUCUAAAAAUUUCCUCCUCGUGAUCAUUCGUAAACAAGAGAAACUACAGUGUUUAAUAUUCCAAGAGGACAAAGAUAUAUUUAUUUAGGAUCGUUAGAAGCUGUUCAGCUGGUAGAUCGAAGAAGUUCGCUCGUCAAACGAGUUUAUGGUUUUUAAUCGAGUCUACGACUUGUCUGGCGACGGGUUCCCCUUGUACAUCCGGCAUGCAAUUGCCGCGUACGAUUCUCCCUCUUCGAUAUUCGCGGAGGAUCAUCGAGCCGGCAGUCUUUCAGAAGGUGGCCACCUGUUUCCCGUACGAGCUGCUUCUUUCUCGCCUUUCCUUCCGUGAAAGCCGUUUGUCCAACGGCAUCCACGAUUAUCCUUAAUAUUUCAUCGUCCUGCGCGAUAAAUCGCUUUAUUGCCGGUUGUAAAUCAACUCCCGUGAUGCGCUAUUAAUCGUACAAGGUAGAUCGGAGGGGAAAUUAAAAAAAGAUAAGGGGAAGACAGUUUUUCCUCGCCUAGAACGGUCUAUCGCUCUAAGGAAACAGAAAAAAGUGGGUUGAAAUGGGGGACGGAGAGUAAACUGGCAAGUGCAGAGGUGCGAUGAAGCGUGGAGCGUGUAGACACGGUAAACAGAGUUACAUACGUAUCUAUCCCCGAGAGGAUUGGCCGCGAGUAGCGGAGCGAAAAUUUCUAUUUGCUCGGGAUCAGACGGAGGAAACAUGUCUGUAAUCUCGAACGUGCCGUUUAUCCGGAUUUCUAAACCAACGACUGGCGGAAAUUGCCUGAUCUUUCGCGUGUGAACUUUGCGGACCUUGGAAGUAUUUUUGUAACCGUGCAGAAUUGUUUCGUCGUGAUUUUUUAAUGAAUCAAAAUGGUGUUAAGAUUCUGAAGAACUAGGAAGAAGAAAAAUUUAAAAAAUUUAGAAAAAUUAUUUUGAGAUGAAACAAAGAUGACACGCGAUAAUUUAUAAGCGAUACAGAGGAUUUUUAAAUAAAAAUGUAAGUGGUAUUUAAGAAAAUGGAAAAAAGACGAUAGCGAUCGGGAAGAUUGCGGAAGAAAAUGUUGAAGUGGAUAAAAGUUCGCCAGGACGCGUCGGCGACGCCGACGCCGCUCGAUCACGAGAAGAAGGACGAGGUGGUGGCAAAGGUCGAAGUUGAAGGAGCGACGCGAGAAGAGGAAGAAGAUGAUAGCGGAAUGGAAAGAGAGGACACACCGUCCAAUAUCGAGCUGAACGAUCUACGAAAAGACCUGUUCUCGCAGCUCCAGUUCUCGCAAGAGAGCGCACUGCCGCCCGACACUCUGCGUCGCGCUUUGGCCGAGAGCUUUCUCGAUCAGCAAAGGUUUCAACUGGGAUUCAUGGACGAUGCAGCGGAAUGUUUCGAAAACAUUCUUCUGCGUAUACAUCUCCACAUCGCCAGCGGAGAAGCCGAAGAUAUGUGCAGUGCGAGACACUGCGUGCCACACCAGAAGUUUGCCAUGACGUUGGUCGAGCAAAGUGUUUGCGGAGCUUGCGGUGCCACUUCGGAGCCUCUGCCUUUUACACAGAUGGUUCAUUAUGUGUCAGCGUCGGCAUUAACGUCACAGGCUCGACAGACAGCUCCGAAUUCUCGCAACAGCCCGGAUCUGUUCGGUCAGCUUCUUCGAAAGGCUGGAGGCAUGGGUGACAUCAGAGACUGUCCGAGCUCCUGUGGAGCUAAAAUUCAGAUCUGUCGGACUCUGAUGAACAGACCGGAGAUCGUUUCCGUUGGAGUCGUAUGGGAUAGCGAACGACCGUCAUUGGAACAUAUUAUGGACGUAUUUGCAACUGUGGGAACGUCUCUCAGGUUGAGCGAUGUUUUCCAUAGCGUGGUGGACUCUCGAUGGGGUGCUUCCACUGUGCACAAUCUUGUGGGAGUUGUUACAUAUUAUGGGAAACACUAUUCUACCUUCUUCUUUCAUACUAAACUGAAGGUGUGGAUCUACUUCGACGAUGCCACGGUCAAGGAAAUUGGUCCUCGCUGGGAGCAAGUCGUGGAGAAAUGUAGGAGGGGACGUUAUCAGCCUCUAUUGCUGCUCUAUGCAACUCCUGGAGGUACUCCAGUUAACACAGAGAACGCACCCAAAACUGUAACACCUUUUCCAAAUGGGAAUGGUUUGAAGACACCGCCGAAAAAUAAUGUUCGCCGAUCGAUCACACCGAGCCCCGAGAAACCAUCGAUCAACAGCACCGCCAGACGUGCCAUCACACCGAAUCCUGACAGUCCUCCUCAUCCCUACACUCAGCACAGGAUCUACAGUGAUUAUCAGAACCUGACUGAUAUCCAAAACAACAUCUUUGGGAAUCAAGGUGUAGAUGUUGUUGAUGGAGAGACAGAAUCAAAGUACAUCAGUCGACGUGCUGUGGAGACUGUCAUGCAGCAACAAAAGAAGCAACAAAUGCAGUUGACACGUAGUCUGAGUGCUGGAUCCACCCCCCAGGAUGCCAUCAGUAUUCCAGACCACCUAAAUGUGCCACGAAGACGAGAUUCUGGGAACUGGUCUGGUGAUCGGAACAGUGCUUCCUCCAGUUCCUCAACCACCAUGGACAAUCCGUAUUUGUAUAUUGUGAAUAAGAUGCAAAGGAAUUCUGGAGUUCCAAAGAGUCCCACCAGCAAGUCUGGAGAACUCUCGAGCAGCAGCAGUGGCCAUUAUGAUGCUGGUUAUGAUUCCUAUUCUUUGUCCUCCACUGAUAGCCUUCCACUGCAGCAGGGUCUUAAGCAUAACCUACAGCUUGCCCAGAUCCCGGAAGGCUACCAAGCGUCCUCUGGCGACGACUGUGAACGCCUCUGCAAGGAAACCGACGCCCUCCUGGACAAAUCCAGAGCAGCAGAGGAUGCAGGUGACCUGAGCACUGCAGUGGCUUUGUGCAGUGCAGCCAGCAGCAAAGCAAGAGCCGCAAUGGAUGCACCCUAUAACAAUCCCCACACGAUCACUAUAGCAAGGAUGAAGCACAACACUUGUGUUAUGAGGACCAGGAGUCUCCAUAGAAGGAUGCUACAGGAACAGGCAACUAUUAAUGGCGACAAAGAAGAAGGUGCACCAGAAGGUAGACACUCGCGAGAGAACAGUAAGUCCAGUCAGCAUUCCCGUCAGAGUUCCCGAGACAAAGGGAACCACUCCAGACAAAACAGUCGCGAACUCCUAGUGAACGCUCCAACCACGACCACAGAGAAGCCAGCCACUAAGAGCAUCGAGAUCUACGCCACUUUGCCCAAGAAGAAGACCUUGCGCAGCAAAGCCACAGCAGUGAACGUGAUCGAGGACGAAGAGUACAUGCUGUACGACCGACCUAUGCAGAGGACAGGAUUGUUCAGUCGUACGAAGCGUUGCGACGACGAUAAGAAGGACAAGAAACGUGCUCGAAGCGAAGAGAGAAAUAAGAACGUUUCAAAGGACUUCUCCAUAGCUCCGUCCCGGGCUUCUCCUUCUCCAAAGGGCGGUAAGGUGGAGAAGUCGAAAGAAAACGUCGACACGGUUGCCAAUAACGCGCGUAACUCCCAGUCCAAUAAUACCAAUGGAGAACAGAAACAAGGUAAGAAGCAGCACAAGAUUCGCAGGAAGUUGUUGAUGGGUGGGCUCAUCAAGAGGAAGAACAGGAGCAUGCCGGAUCUGCGGGAAGGGCAGGACGGGCAGGCGAACACGAACGCGGAGGGAACCUCCAACACCUUGCCGAAGCAGUCAGUGGACGAUUCCAGCGUUGGUUUGAAAGGGAACGAAGUGAACCAGUCGCUGAGCGGUUACUUGUCGGAGGGUCACCUGGAGUUCACCGGACAGGGGAACGGUAGUCCAGGCAGUACGAGCAACCCGAAUCUGGAGAGAAGUCGUCUGAUGAGGAAGAGCUUCCACGGCAGUGCCGGCAAAGUGUUACAUGUGGCGAAGGUACCUCCGCCUCCUCCGCUCAGGACCACUUCUCAGCUUAGCAAGUCUAAGUGUUCGGGCGAAGUGCACAACGAGCAGCAGACCGAGAAAUCCGCGUAUCAGUCGUCAGAGGGACAGUGUACGAAUAAUUCAUCCCAGGAGCAGAAUGGGACCUACUGGAAUCACGUGAACUCGGGGAACGCACCUGGAGGGGCUAACAGGACAUCAAACUAUACGGACUACUCGUCAGAGUCUCAUUCAUUGCCCUUUUUGCCAUCGUAUAGCAUGGACCAGAAUGGCGCGAAUGUGCCAGGAUCGUGUCAACCAGGUUACAAUAACAAACCUAGGAUUCAGGAUGACGUGGUCCAGUAUGCCAAUGGAAUCCUCUAUGAACCCACUUUUGUGGUUACUCGAGCAGAUGUCCACAAUGAACAGAGCCCUGUGAAACAACAGAAUCAACUAGAUUCACUGCCUCCGUAUCCUGAAAGUGGGAACGUAUCCCAUUCCAGACAACCCAGUGAGGAUUUCCCCCCUCCACCGUACCCCUCCAUUCAUUCUGUCUCCCAUUCGAGGCAAGCCAGUGAAGACUUUCCUCCACCCCCUCCACCAAUUGAUGAUUGCUCUAGCCAUGUCCAGGAGAGUCAGCAACAGUAUCAUCAACAGUACCAGCAGCAAUAUCAACAACAGCAAUACCAGCAACAACAAGCCAUGGUCUCCAUGCAACAGCGUCAAUUGCAAUUAGACAGUCAACACAUCAACAGCCUGUUGACGCAGCUACAAGUGAAGAGAGAUCAGAUUUUGACUUCUGAAACUUCCAGAGAAGAGAAGAGGUCUGAGGAUCAGGAGGAAGAGGAGAAAUCCUCCAGUGAAACUUGGCUCCGUGAGCUUCAGGCUAAGCAAGCGGAGAGGAGGAUGAAGAAGCAAGGUUCUCUGGACCAGGAUAUCCCAAAGGUCAGAGCAUCGGGUCCAACCAUCACAGGGCCGACCAUCGCACGAAGAACCAGUGACUUGAUGAUGAACAGCCUCGGCCAGGCCUACGAUCAGGCCAGUCGGGAUGUGACUGAUUGUCCACGCGUUGUUUCUUCAGUAAAGGACAUGGCUGCUAGGUUUGAACAAAUUAAAUUACAACCUGUACCUAAGACGGAAUCGGAACAAAAGGUUCCAACGAAGCAGAAUUGUGUUUCACCUUCUCCAUUAUUGGACCAAUCUCAAGAUACUGAAGAACCAAGACCAAUGAAGCUGUCGACGGAAAAUCUGAGCAAUUUUACGAAACCUGAUGGUACCUCGGGUCAGUCCAUCAUGAACUCCAGCUUCGAAUCCAGUUCCAGUCAGAACACUUUUGUCUCAACAACACCGCCCAACAGUUCCAUACAAACUCAACAAAGCGGAUUGAAUCAAGCACUUAUGUCGAUGUCCUUAACCUUGCCACACGAAAAUGGUCUACCUAUUGAUUAUCCUGAAGACGACAUCAGCGAAGUCGCCAUGCAGAACACUAUCCAGAAUACGACGAUCCUGCCGAGCGAAGAGGAUAUAGCACCCAGGAAGGUGAAACGACGAAUCGGGAAGAAGAAGAGCGUAUCGUUCUGCGAUCAAGUGGUUCUGGUAGCCACUGCCGAGGACGAUGAGAAGGACUCUUAUAUACCCAAUCCCAUCCUCGAAAGGGUUCUCCGUUCGGCGAUGAAUAAACCAGAAACUGCACAAGUUCUUCGAGAGAUAAGGAGUCUACAGGAAGCUGAAAUGAAUAGAGAGAACUGCACUGCUACUAAGUUCCAACAGCAAACUUUGCCACUGAAAAGCGAAGCUGACAGUGUUCCAGCGACCCCCUACCAAGAUCAGCUGAGAAGCGUGAACCCUAUACCAAUUCCAGACACCAUCAAGCCCACUUUUGGAAGACAGAACUCCAACGAAUCUGUAGGGUCAUUAUCAGAAAAAAAACUGUGUGGUUUCAACGGGAACGAAGGGCAAGACGUAGUCAGGGAGACCUACACAGGUCUGCCUAAUGUCUCUAAGCCACCAACCUCGUAUUCCCCACAGCUUCAGCAGCAAAUAAGAUACUCCCAAAAUGGAUACAUGCCAUACUUGCAGUCCCAGUCAUCGUACCCUCAAGCACAGACAUCUCAUCCAAGGAAUCAAGGUAUUCCCUUAUCUCAGACACAGAAACCAGCUAGCCCGUAUCCUACUCAACUCCAUGGGCAAUAUGUCCAGAACAAUGUACAGCAACAAAAACCAGUGUGUCAGAAGAACACCUACCAGACCUACUAUCAAUUGGAACAACAGCACAAUCAGAUGAACAAACAAAUAUCCCAGCAACAACAACAGCAACAGCAAAACAUAAACCAGAGGAUUGCGAAUCAUAAUGCGAGUCCCAUAACAGUUCAGCAUUCUCAGCAACAAUUUGCAUACCCUCCAACUCAAUCGCCAAGUCCUUAUCCGAAUCAGUACACCCAUAGUUCCUAUCAAGGUUAUCCCUAUCAGUCUGUUCCUCAACAGAACAGGAUCAACCAACCACUGCCACAGUAUCAACCUCCUCCCAAUCCACCAGCAACCUAUCAGCAACAGCAGAAUGUUCAGAAUUACCAACAGAGGCAUGAUAAUUAUCAGAGACCACCAGCUCAGAAAGGAGACCAACAGAACAUCCUGGCACCAAAUCAGACGUAUCCAAAUCAGUUACAGAAUGGUCAGAUACAAUCUAAUAUGAAAUAUCCCACUUAUCAGCAUCCACCUGUAUCCAAACAGAGCAAACAGAUGCACUUUGUGUCUGCAUCAAAAACUAAUGGAACGGUGAGUCAAUCCACGUCUCCCUUGCAGAAAGCUGUCGUUGGAGGUGCAGCUAGAACCGCCCCCUGUCAUCUCUGCAGAAAGAAACAGGUAACUGAACCAGCGAUCUAUUGCUCGGAUUGCGACUUCUACAUGUCCCGUUUCCGGCCGAAGAACUGAAAUCAUGUGUGUAUUAGAUGAGUGAAAAGUAUUCGUGAAAACACUUUCUGGAGUUGUUGUAGAGUAGAUACUGAAGUUGUAGAACAGUGCUGUUCGUGUUGGACACUAAAGCUUGGGUAGAUUCCUCGUGUUUGUCUCUCUUAUUAUAAGUUAGGAUAAAAGAAUUCGAAGAAGGAUUAAUGUAGCUGAAUUAGUAAUCAUGUGAAGAAGCUACGAUGGUAACUUUAAAACCUUUUUUUUUACUUUUAAGGGUUCCCUUCUAGGUUUUUGAAGUCUAAUUAAUUUUCAUCGCAAAUUGUUACUGUAAAUUUAUUCUGAACAUAAUUUCAUCUUUAAAAAGUAUUCUACUUUUUCUCGUUAUAUUUCUUUCGAAAAUGUUACUUAUCGUGAAAUUAUAAUUAAUUUUAGAAGAACUAGGAUUCCUUCUGUUUUGUACAAAGUUAGAAUAGGUGUAAGUUUGUAUCAUUGAUGACCUUCGUCGAGCAGCUAUUAACUAUGUAUUCUUACCAUCGUGUAUCUAGCGAUCCUUGUAAUUAAUUAGUUUGUAAUUUACAAUAGGGGAACGUAUUAUUACGCGUUUUUAUACAGCGAUCGUUGUUUCAUGCUUUGUACCUUUUUAGACAGACUUAACCGAGUAAGUUUGGUCUUUUAAAAUUGCGUUGUACAUAAAUCGUUUCGUAGUUUAAGUUCCUGUAUAAAAAUCUUUUUUUUUUUUUAUUGCAGCGUUAGGUUAUAAAACCUAAGCGGAGCGUUCUUUUUACUCUCUUUAAUUUUAGGAGCACGUUUUAAGGCCACAGUUGUAUUUCGUUCGAGAGACAGAUUUGUCAGAAUUGUGAUACUAGCCAUGCUGCAUAGAAUUUUAUCCCAUUUUAACGUAGAAACGAUGCAUAUAGUCGCACAAAAAAUAGAAAAAAUAAUAAAAUAAUAAAAAUAAAAAAAAUGAAAGCGUAUGAGGAAUCGUGGUGGGAACAUGAUCUCUGAUGAAAGCGUGAAUUUUUAUAUUUUAUGUUGAUAGGCGUUGAUGUUAUAUACAUAUAUAUAUAUAUAAUAUACAUUAUGUACUUAACACGGUUACGUUUUAUUGUACUAUUGUGCACGUGCUAGAUCGAUGUACAAAUCCCGGAUUUUAUACGUUUUUUAAUGAGUAUUUUGUUUUAAAAAUACUUAAUUUUCUCCCGUAUGACAAUUGAAAUAAAGAGCUGUCAAAAUAUUUCAA